CUUGUCACCUGUGAGGGAUCCUGUCACGUGAUGUCUACCUGGGACCUGUUUAUGGAGACAAAAUGGGAGACAAUGAGAACGAUUUAUCCGCUCUCAACCUUUUGUUCCCUGGGAUAAACUGCAUCAGAGGGUUUUACAGAUUUGAAGACUUUUAGGACUCCUCUGGUUUUUGGUGCAGCGUCUCCUCCCUCCUACGCCCACCCAGCAGGUGCGGGGCCCCAUCUCCCCAGGGGACCCAGUUGUUGAGAAUUUUAUGCUCCUGUGACUUUGUGCUUAUUACUCAUUGACUCGUUGCCAGAGUUGAGACCAUCAUCAUGCUGCUGCUGCUUGUCCUCUGCCUGGGGAUCACCUGCUCAGCCCAAAAUCCAGGUCACCCUGGGAUUAUAACAGUACAUGCGGAAGGUUCCACGUCUCUGCCCUGCGGCUCCUACACCACCAGUCCCGUCCCGCUGAUGCUGAAGCUGCAGAUGGAGGAGAACAGCAAUGGCUCCUGGGUGGUGGUGGGGAUGACCCCUAUCAUCCUGAAGUUAGAUACCAAUAACCCGUCUCUUCUGCUCACAUCCAGCGGGUACAAGGACACUUCCUGCUCUGUGGACAACAUGACCAGCCACGUAUCUCUAAUAGGACGCACAGGUAGGACCACAGAUAAUGGGUUACGCAAUAUGAUGACUUCUGUGCCUGACCAAAUGGAAUGGAUUACCUGCCAUGCCCCCCAAAACUGGACCCUUCUGCAGUGGUCUAGAGGUGGAGAAAUCAUUGCGAUGGUGCAAAGAGCGGAGAUUGUGCUAAAUGUCCUUGUGGAGAGAAACGCGUCAUCCUUCCUCAUCACCUCCACCAUUAGAAAUUAUACUGGGAAUUAUUGCUGCCUGGAAGAACCAACGAUAAAAAAGUUAAAUGUGACUUGUCGAUGGUGGACACACAAGAGUGCCAUAGGCUGGCAGCGGUUCAUAGAUGCGAGAUACUGGAUAAUCGUGGUGGUGGCCUUGUCCUCUUCGCUGAUGUCCUUGAUGCUCCUGGGCUGCUUCGUAAGCAUGAAACGCAGGAGGAGAGCGAGGAGACAGGCCAGGAGCCGGUUCUUCAAGGUGAGCACCGCUGCCAGAAACCUCUACAAAGACUCCAUCCCCCAGGACACAGACAUCGCUCACAAAGAUCAGGACUUCACCUAUCAGAAUGUGUCCCUGUCACCGACCAAAGCCUUGACUGAUGAUCGUUUCUCCGACAAGAGCUCCUUCCUGUCUCUAGGUGGUGAUUCCUACCUGGAGCCGAUAGCUGACGGGGUGGAUCAGGUGUCCGAUGGUGGCUGCUAUGAGAACGCCACCCAGGAUCGAGACGAUCGUGAAGGAUCUCUAGAUGGCGGCUGCUAUGAAAAUGCCAAUGAAGAAAUUAAAGAGGGAUCCAUAGGAUCCCAGUCCUACGAAGACAUGAAAGGAUCCAUCUGUAUACGGACGAAAACCGAGGCUCCUCCCACUGAGGGGAUCACGCAAGAUGAAGACGCAGAUUCUUACGAGAACAUGCAGGCGCCUCUAUACUCCCAACUGGAUCGCUCAUGUAACCGAUCCACCGAGGACCAGACCGAACCCCCCGCCCAUCAGACCCCUUGGAAAGUGCCCAUAGAACUUCAGAAACAAAACGGAGAUUUUUACUUUUCCUAUGAAAACAACAAACUGUGACAGCAGCUGAAUACCGUAAAGGGAUCCCCGCAGCAGCACAGCCCCGCAGCAGCACAGCCCCGCAGCAGCACAGCCCCGCAGCAGCACAGCCCAGCAUUCUCCAUCAGGGCCUACUAUGACUAUAGGGUGUCAGGACGCUGCGACGCACAAUGGUCCGCACUCAGCUGAGCCCAGGCCACAUAAAGCGUCUCUAUGGAGAUGGGGGAAGAGAUCUACGAAAUUUCAGUCCUGGGCUGCUGAGCUUGCAAUUCACGACUUUACGAUCCUGAACCUGCAAUACAUCUACGAAAGAAUUUCCAGCACUGGCCAGGGUCAGGGAUGUGAAAGAGACGCUAUCAAAAAGUGGAGACUUUUUUUUUAUUUUAUUUUAAUUAAAACUUUAUAUUUUUUAUUAUUUUUGAUAAUACAUAAAAAAAUUGGGAAAAUUGCUGUUUUCACAUUGGCCACUAGAUGGCAACAUAACACCCAUAAAAUCCAGAGUGGUAAACUGGGAGUCUUGCUUUAUGACUGCUGUGAAAACUCAAAUGAGAUCAAAAUAAGGCUGCUUAUACCUAGGCUGUCCGGGCAUGAUAGGAGUUGUAGUUUUGCAACAGCUGGGGGCACCCUGAUUGGGAAACACUAUUUUCGACCUUGUAAUGAUUUUAACAUGUUUUUCAUAUUGACAAUGUUAUUUAAAGAGUACCUGUCAUCAAGUAAAACUUUUUAUAUAGUGUUCCUUAUGUUAAA
Hyla sarda is the source of this 2396-nucleotide messenger RNA. RefSeq names its product CD19 molecule (gene CD19). NCBI's taxonomy places the organism in Eukaryota, Metazoa, Chordata, Amphibia, Anura, Hylidae. Gene Ontology annotation, cellular component: external side of plasma membrane. Gene Ontology annotation, biological process: regulation of B cell activation; B cell proliferation involved in immune response; B cell receptor signaling pathway. The record is from RefSeq and is a predicted model, not a curated record. The transcript has 14 exons. Bases 315 to 1670 code for a protein of 451 amino acids.